GUACUAAUCUUUGUUUUUUUUUUGUUCUUUUUUUUAUUGCAGCAUAACCGGCAGGAGUCCAUAUCCCCGGAAUAUCAUCGCUAUGCAAGCAUUGGUAAAUUGCCAAAAGCGGUGGUGGCAGCAGCAGCGCAAGCAACCUAUACCGUUACGGCGGACAUACACCACAUCAGCAAUAACAGCAGCAACAACAAAAACAAUAUUAUCAGCAACAACAACAACACCAUUAGCAGCAGCAGCAGCAAUAGCAAUACCGUCAGCAGCACGGCGAGCAGCAGCAAUAACAACGGUCACAAUAAUAUUAACAAUAACCAACAUUACAGCAGCAACAACAACAACAACAACCACACAACACACCAGUCUCAACAGCCACACUACGCCGGCGAUGCAAUCAAUGCAUCUUCAUUUGCCACACCACCGACACGACGACGUUUCUUUAAUCACAAGAAUUUGCGCAGCGCUUUGACCGGACACCGUCGCACCGCAUCGAGUGGUGGUGGUGGUGGUGGUGGUGUUGGCGGCGGCAGUUGUGGUGUGCCAACAGAUGCCGCCGCAGCGAUACUCGUCGAUGGCGACGACGAUCACGUGCUAACUCCUGCCGAGAAGCAAAAGGAUCAACUGCGCGCCCGGCUCGGUCUGCUGCUGGACAGCGAUCAGAAUGGCAAUACGAACACCACGACCAGCAGCAGCUCCUCACAGAACAUCAGCCCUGAACAGACGCUAUCGAAUGGUUGCGCCAACGCAUUUGGCUCUCAACUCUCCGUGAUCACCAAGGAUGACACACUCAGCUUGGCUGGAAAGUUGAAUGCCUUGUCCGUAUCCACAGAUAACAGUGAUGUAUUUCCUGUGAAGGCGCGCAAGUCGGGCAUACGACGUUCGGCACGCACCGGUCAAGUAGGCAGUGGCGCGGGUAAGCGUAAUGCCAUUUACAAGCCAGCGGCCACUGUUCCACCAGUGCAACUUGCUUUGAAGCCGCUCUUCUUUGAGGUACCAUUACCCGAACCAGAUCCACCAUUUAUUGGACGUCAGUGGCUGCUGCGCGAACUCUCCAACAUACUCACCGGCACCGAGACGCCGGGUGUGCUGAUCAAUGGCAAUCCAGGUACGGGCAAAACGGCGCUAAUUUUGCAGUUGGUGGAGUAUUCGUGUUUUGGACGCCGCAAGAAUAGCAAAGAGGACAGCGAUCCAGAUGGCAUAUAUUGUCCCAUCAAUAUCGGCCACGAUCGCAUACGCGCUUUGGCUUCGCACAUUGUCGGCUAUCACUUCUGUCAGGCCGAUUCGAAUCUUACUUGCUUGGUGCCGGACUUUGUACACUCGCUGGCUGCACAGCUAUGUCAAGCUCCACAGCUGGAGGCAUAUCGCGAGUAUCUGCUCAGCGAGCCGCAUCUGCAGGAUAUAUUGAGUGUGAAGGAGUGCAUAGCCGAUGCUGAGCGCGUGAUGCGCAUGGCCAUUUUAGAGCCGUUAAUUGUGCUAAAACGCGCUGGAAAGAUACCAACAAAGACAUGCGUUAUUCUCGUCGAUGCGCUGUGUGAGGCAGAGUACCAUCGCCCCGAUCAUGGAAACACAAUCGCUACUUUUCUUGCCAAGAUGACGCAACACUUUCCGUCGUGGUUGAAGGUCGUUGCCACGGUGCGCACGCAGAUGUUGGAAUUCGUCAAAGGUUUGUCGUAUACAAAAAUGACGCUAGACAGCUGGGCCUCGAACGAUCUGCUGCAGAAGGAUAUGCUAGACUACAUCACAUUCCGUGUGAACCACAGCGUGGAAAUACAGAACAAUAUUGGUGCUAUAAAAGAUCACAGCAGCGGGCAGCUCAAAUUCAUAGGGCACCUGCAGGCGCUGACGAAGGGCUCGAUGCUGUACGCCAAGCUGAUACUCGAUCUCAUUGAGCGCGGCCAAUUGGUGAUCAAGUCGACCAGCUACAAAGUGUUGCCCGUGAGCUUGGCGCAGAUCUUCCUCUUGCAUUUCAACUUGCGUUUCCCCACCAACAGCAGCUUCGGGAAGGCCGCACCCAUACUCAACGUGUGUCUGGCUGCGCUGUAUCCGCUCACCUUGAACGAGAUCUACUACACCAUUAGCGCCAUGAAAACAGACGAGGUGCUGAGUUGGGAUGAGUUUUUGCAGCGCUUUAAACUGCUGGAUGGCUUUCUCAUACGCCGCAUCGACAACACUUACAUGUUCUUCCACUCCUACUUUCGCGAGUGGUUAAUCAGGCGCGACGAGGGUGAAUCCUCGAAAUUCCUUUGCGAUUUUCGACUCGGACAUGCAGCCAUUGCAUUUCGGUUGUCGCGCAUGCAGGCGCCACUCGAUCCCGAGCAGACAAUGGAGCUGGGCCAUCACAUGUUGAAGGCGCACAUCUAUCGCAACUGUCAGGGCCCACAACUGCCGCGCGAUAUGCAGUCCUUCUGGAUCGCUUCGGUCACCGACAAUAUUUCCGCUUCGCUCGGCUCGCUACGCAACGUCUAUAGCCCAAACUUGAAGGUGUCCCGCCUAAUACUGCUCGCCGGCGCUUCGCCACACUACCGCACUGAGUUCAUGGGCGAUGCAACAAUACUCUGCAUAGCAGCGCACGAAGGCAUAGUGCCCAUGGUGAGCUUGCUGCUAGAAUUUGGCGCCGAUGUUAGUCUCACAAACAGCCAAGGCUGCACGCCGCUCAUACUGGCCGCCAUACGCGGACACGCAGACGUCGUGCGCUUGCUUGUCGCCGCCGGCAGCAGUUUGGGUCAGACCGAUACAACGCAACGCUGCGCGCUAGUGCACGCAGCACGCACAGGGCGUUUGAACGUGGUUAAAUAUUUAUUGGCUUGUGAUUGGACGCCGCGUCCCAACUCGCACGAUGUAAGCUUGGCCGUAGCGCUGCAGCAAUCCCUCAUUGCUGCGGCAGCACAGGAUCAUAUAACAAUUGUUGAGGAUCUGCUCGAACUUGACGGCAUCGAUGUGAAUCUCAUGGAUGAAGCGUGUGGCGAUCUACCACUAACGGCAGCUGCGCGUAAUGGCUGCAGCGACGCUGUGGCAAUUUUGCUAUCGAAAGGCGCGCGCAUUGACGCACGCAACAAGCAAGACUACACUGCUCUCUGGCUGGCAGUGAAAGAGGGUCACUGGGCAGUCGUCGAAAAGCUGAUACAAAACGGUGCCGACAUCGAUGAACCAGUGACGACGGCACGCAAAACACCGCUCAUGAUUGCCGCAGAAGAAGGACACAUUGAGCUGCUGGAACUGCUAAUAGAUCGCGGCGCUUCUCUUGAGGCGCAAGAUGAGGAGGGCUUCACUGCGCUCUCCUGGGCUUGCCUGCGAGGGCGUCAACCCGCAGCCAAGUGUCUGAUCGAACGUGGCUGCAACCGGAAUCACGCUGACAACAACGGCCGCACGCCACUAGAUCUGGCAGCAUAUCAGGGAUCUGCAGCGCUGGUGCUCUAUCUGCUCGAGCAGGGCGCGAAUAUAG
Molecule: messenger RNA, 3436 nt
Organism: Rhagoletis pomonella (apple maggot)
Lineage: Eukaryota; Metazoa; Arthropoda; Insecta; Diptera; Tephritidae
Product: protein TANC2-like
Exons: 2
Molecular function (GO): protein binding
Source: RefSeq, a predicted model, not a curated record